AUGUUCAGCAACAGAAGCACGAAACAGGUGCUCAUCCCGGCCACAAGCUACCUGCGCAACUGUAUCAAGGUUUACGUUGUGGCAUGUGAGCCCAGCAGUGCUGCGGUGUGGGUCUGUCAGCUGGGCAGCCCUGACGGCAAGCCUGAGACCGUUGGCAGCGCGUUCAAAAUCACUGCUAGUGUUUCAGAUGUGGAUGAUCUGAAAGAAGCCAUCAAGCAGAAGAAGCCAAAUACAGUGUCUUGUGACGCAGAUGAACUGGACAUAUACAGCCGGAAGGACGGCGGCUGGGUCAAGGAAACAAGGAUGUCAUCAAGUCUGCGCAACACAGAUGAGGCAGACUGCUACGGCUUCAUGUUGCCAGCUGGAGCUGCUGGAGCCACAUAG
Messenger RNA from Effrenium voratum, 384 nucleotides. Lineage: Eukaryota; Dinophyceae; Suessiales; Symbiodiniaceae. The record is from the annotation of a GenBank genome assembly.